AUCAACUGACAAUUCGGGCACUGAUGAGCCGAGACACACAAGCAAACAGAAUGUAUAAUAAUUAUGUAUUAUAAAGGUUUUAAUAAUCUGCUGUAAUUAUUUAAAUAUAGUAAAAAUGGCAGCAAAGCAGAAAAAUAUUUUUACUCGAAGUAAACCAUUGAUGAACAUUUACAGUGGUGUAGAUCACGAAGGAAAAGAGGUGGAGGUUCGUGAAGAUGCGGAACAGUUGGUUAAGUGGCACGAGAUAUCGGAUGCAUUGGUCGCGGCUGGGUACUAUCGCGCCCAGUUGCAGGGUCUGUCAGCUUUCGACAAGAUCGUCGGCGGGCUGUCUUGGUGCAUAGAGUUGUGUGAUAUUGACGUGGAUGUCAGUUUACUCUUUGAGGAGAACCUUACUAUUGGAAAAAAGAUUGCACUAACAGAAAAAAUAGUUAAAGUACUGCCUUCUAUGAAAUGCCCAUUCAUAAUUGAGCCUCAUCAAAUCCAAGGAUUGGAUUUCAUCAACAUUUACCCCCUCAUACAAUGGCUUAUCAAAUACUCAAGUGAGUUCCGAGAAGCAAAAGAAGAUGAGCUCCGGAAGUUUGCUGUGAUGCAGUAUGACAAGGAACACAUCUUUGAAUCAGAUAGAAAAGUAUUUGAACAAAAAGAAAGAUUGCUGAAGAAUUUAUCUGUUUUACAAAAUUUAUACAAACCAUGUAGAGUACGCAAAAGGAUAGGUGGUCUGCCUGCAAAUGAACUGGAGCAGGUUAAUGCAACCCUCUCUGAAUAUGACCAGAGGAUGCUCCUUCAUAUCACCACACAACAGGAUGAGAGCAAAAAGGAUGAGGGACUUGAUUUCCUGUAUGACUAUGAAAAGACAUUAGCUGAUCCAUCUAAAAUAACAACUGAAACUGAUAGGUUUACAAAGAAUCAGCAGAAUAAUGUGGAUGCUGCAGAGACCAAAAUUCACUAUGCUGUGUUACACUCGGAACUCACCGGAGAACUUUCUAAAGAGCUGGAAGAAAGUGAAAAGCUCAAAUAUUCAGAGGAAGUAGACAAGCUCACGAAAACUGUUGAUGCUAUGGAGAAAGAAGUAGAAAAAACAAAGAAGGAACAUGAAAGUAGAAUGGAAAAUGCAAAGCAGGAGUAUGCUAGUGUUUUAGAAAAGUUGCAAAAAAUUACAUAUAAGAUGAUGAACUCUGAUGAUAGUAGUGACAACAAUGUGAAGAAAUUCUAUAAGACAUUGAAGGAACUAGCGCGGGAAAGAAAUGAAUUAUUACAACUAAUCCAGCACAGGGAGAAGGAAAACAAGAAAUUGCAAGAAGAAUUAAGUGCCGCGCGAGACCCGGCAGCUAAAGUUGAGGAUCAACCACUCACUCAAACUGAAUUAAAGGAGUUCCGAGACAGAGAAGAAAAACUAAAAGCAUUUAUAACUAAUAUGAGAUUGGAACUGGCCCGAUUAAACAGAGAGGUUCUCAGAUACACUGUUGCCUUAGACGAGGUUCCUGGCACUGCUGAACUACUACAGUAUGAGAAGAGAUUUAUUGAACUAUAUAAUCAAGUUGCAUCAAAACACAAGGAAACUAAACAGUAUUAUAUAUUUUACAAUACGCUUUUUGAAGUUAAACUUUAUACUUCAAAGGAAUUAAGUCUGCUAAAUUCCAUUUUGGAUAAUUAUGAAGAGGCCAUGUCUUCAGCCAGAAAGAGAGAAGAGUUUAUGACUCAAUUCGAGUCCAUCGUCGAAUGGGUGAACCAAACAGUCAAGAAGGUCGAACAGAAAUUCAAACACGAGAAGGACCAGAAGACAGCCCUCCACGCGGAGUACUCACGGCUCAUGGACGUCCAGAGACAGUACGCGGCGGCUCUUAAGAAACUCGCAGAAGAGAGGCAGAAGUUCGGAAAGCGGAACAGUUGAUCUGACGGUGUCGACAUUUUUGUAUAAGUACAAGUCAUGAUACUUACAAGUUAUGCUCAUAUACGAUACGUAUAAGGAAUGUCAACGCGAAUGUUACUUCUGUGGGUAUGGGAGUCCGUAUGGCCUAUGGACUCCUGUACCGUACUUAUCCUACGGCAUAGGCCAGGUGUUGGGAAACCGUGGCUCUUAAGCUGCAUGCCGCUUUGGAGGUACAAUUAUGGAUCUUUAAGUCACCAAUACAACUAAUACUUUAGAGUUCUUGGACCAAUGAAAACAUUUUUGGCUGUUUGAACUUUAUAAAACUGCUGAUUUUUACUGUG
Cydia pomonella (codling moth) is the source of this 2211-nucleotide messenger RNA. RefSeq names its product coiled-coil domain-containing protein 93 (gene fidipidine). NCBI's taxonomy places the organism in Eukaryota, Metazoa, Arthropoda, Insecta, Lepidoptera, Tortricidae. Gene Ontology annotation, biological process: Golgi to plasma membrane transport. The transcript is spliced from 10 exons. The record is from RefSeq and is a predicted model, not a curated record. The coding region runs from base 116 to 1891 and encodes 591 amino acids.